Molecule: messenger RNA, 174 nt
Organism: Scutellospora calospora
Lineage: Eukaryota; Fungi; Glomeromycota; Glomeromycetes; Diversisporales; Gigasporaceae
Source: the annotation of a GenBank genome assembly
AAAUACAAUCUAGUAUCUUUUUAUAAAAAGACCUCUGAAGAUAUAACUAAAGAUUUUGUAGAAAAAUAUUCUCAAAAAGAGAUGCAAAAUGUGUAUAGUACAUUAGUUCAAGCUGUAAAUCUUCUUGAUGACUUACAUGAGAAUUAUAGAUUUAUAGUUAUUGGAGACUCAUGA